AUGCACCUUAACGCGAGAUAUAAAGAUCCUCGUAACCUAAAGGAGUUGUUAACCGAGUUCAAAGUCGAGAAUGUAGAAUUCGAAAACUGGAUCGAUAUCAUUCCUGGUAGUUACCGAUGGUGGUUCGUUGAUACCGACCAACAGAUGAAAUUAGAAGAUAAGAUGUUGGGUGAAACAAUUUACCCAAGCGGAUUACGCUAUAAUGAUGAAAUGUUAUUAUACCUACUAACGAGUGGAAAAUUGGUCUUUGUAAAAUACUUUUUCAAAAACUACACCGAAACAAACACAAGAGGGUUUAAACUCAAAGAAAUACUUGAGAAUAUAAUUGAUGAGGAUUGGUUCACUGAACAGAAGAGACAG
Messenger RNA from Racocetra persica, 360 nucleotides. The record is from the annotation of a GenBank genome assembly. NCBI's taxonomy places the organism in Eukaryota, Fungi, Glomeromycota, Glomeromycetes, Diversisporales, Gigasporaceae.